GAAGAGGAAGGAGGAACAUCUGCAGCUCUCUGCUGGACUGUUGUGAACAUCAGUGGUUUCUCUUUUGUGUUGCAUGUAUUUUUAAUUCCCUCUGUGAGUUGAGAGAGUCCUUCAUCUGUGGACUGGUUUGUCUUCUGUCUGUGGGAACAUGAGCUGGACGCUGCUGCUCAGGUUUGCUCUGUGUGCAGUCGUGUGCCUCCUCUGUGCUGCAGCUCCCACGGCCUCAGGCUGUGAGGGAGACGAAUGUGACCGAGGCCAGACACCUUCCUCCUCCUCCUCCUCCUCCUCCUCCUCUUCCUCGGGGGUGAGACCCCAGCAGCCGUCCCAGGACUUCCUGGGUCAGUUUGCCCAGGUGGGCUCCUCAAACAGUGGGGACCGUAAACACCGCGACGCCGGCGCCGUCCUGCCCUUCAUCGGCCUCACGGGCAGUGCCGAGCAGAGUCGCAGCUGCUGUAAGAACGGAGGAACCUGCAUCCUGGGCAGCUUCUGCGCCUGCCCGCCGUUCUUCACCGGGCGGAGCUGCGAGUACGACCAGCGCAUCAGGAGCUGCGGCUCGAUUCCUCACGGCGAGUGGGUUCAGAAGGGCUGCUCCUACUGCCGCUGUGGCUACGGCGUCCUGCACUGCUUCCCCCACGUCUUCCACAAGGACUGUGAUGACUCGGAGGAGGUGCGGUGGUUUCGCUCCUCAGCCGUCGCAGCAGCUCAGGGCAGCUACUUCCUGUGUGUGACGCUGCUUCUUCCUCCUCUGCUCAUCUUCCUCUGAUGGUUUUAAAACCCCAACAGCUGCUGGACAGAAACUCAAACAGGGAUUCAUGUGAAACGCUGAGCUACGGAGUUUCAUCCGGGUGUUGUAUCCAUCGACGCAACAGGAACACACAGGAAGUGGAAAUAUAUAUUGAGAAUCAGGAAUCCUGGAUGAACAUUUCCUGGAUUCAAACUCCAGCAUCAGACUGUGUUGUGGUUUCCACGGGGACCAUCGGAGAUCUUCUCUUGAGGACUCGUGUUUCUUUUGAAUUCAGUACAGAUUCUUUUACAUUACAGACGUUCGGUUACUUUUCGUUCCAAGAAUUUGAGUAAAUAUACUGUGGAUGACUCCAGUGACAGAUUUGAACAUUUUUAGGAUCAUCCAGCAAUGAUCAACUCGUUCGAACAGAAGAAUAUUAGUGUUGAUUAUUAAUCAAAAAACAGACGUGUAUCUUUUUGUCUCCUCGUCCGAACUCUGUCGGUUCCUCCAGCGGAAGCUCGUCUGCAUGUCUGUGACUCGUGUGAAGGAAGUUGUACAUAAGAUUUUUAUCGAAAAAAUAUGUUGGUUUUUUUAAUCUGAGGAUCUUUACCUGGAUAUCAGCUGAUUGUUCUGAGAGUCUCGUCUGCAGAGUCUCGUCUGUUUUGCCCAAUCGGAGCUGAUGUGACGAUUUGUCUUUUUUAAAUACUGUGCAAACAUGUAUGAGUUAUGUGGUUAUUAAAGAUGAUUGCGUGGCACCGAUCUUCGUGUUCGUGUGGUGGAACAACACUCAGAUGUGACUCUGAAAGGAACCCGAGGAGAACCGGUGCACGUUGAAGUAUCAGAAACAUCUUAUCUGGUGGCGUUUUCAGUGGGAGCUGUUUUCUCUCCGUCUCUUAUCUCAACACUUUAUUGACGAGGUUUAAAUUGAUUAUCAGCUGCUCUCUUAUCUCCAACCA
This is a messenger RNA of Scophthalmus maximus (turbot), 1680 nucleotides long. RefSeq names its product teratocarcinoma-derived growth factor 1 (gene tdgf1). The transcript has 6 exons. The record is from RefSeq and is a predicted model, not a curated record. Bases 149 to 763 code for a protein of 204 amino acids. NCBI's taxonomy places the organism in Eukaryota, Metazoa, Chordata, Actinopteri, Pleuronectiformes, Scophthalmidae.